AUGUCGCCUGAUACCCAUUUCUCCCCUUCCUCUUCUUCCUCCUCCUCCUCGUCCAGCAAUGCGUCGGCCUCCCCGGAGCGCAGCGAUACCGCCGCCAGAUCGAGCGACACAUCCGUCGCCACGACCUCCUCCUCACGAAGCAGUCGCCAGCCACUUAGCCGACGAGGUCACUUCAAGUCGCGAAUGGGGUGCUUCAACUGCAAGAGACGCCGUGUCAAGUGCAACGAGCUGCGGCCACAGUGCUCUCCCUGCCGUCGCCUCGCCCUCGACUGCUCCUAUCCCCCAACGCCCACGCCAGCCGCAAGUGCUAUACGCUCCAACCCAUCCAUGCUCUCCAUGGAAGACCUGCGUUUCUAUCACCAAUUCAUAACCGCCGCCAUUCCCCCUCUCCCAAUCCAGGCUGACAAGGGGUGGAUGGACUGCGCAGCCAUGUCUCACGAGUAUGAUUUCCUCGCGCAUGCUGUCCUUGGUCUGGGCGCUUCUCAUCUUACAAGUCACACAAACGCCGACUUUACUUCGCAAGCGCUGCAACACCGACUCGUGGCAAUUAAACAGGUAAACGAGCAGCUCAGUAACCCGCCCUCGGACCAGCAGACCCUCGACGCAAUCCUUGCCGCGCUUUUUUGUCUCAUUACACAAGCCUCGCUUAUCGAUGAUGGCCUUGCCGAUUACCUAACCAUUAUUCGUGGCGGACAUCUCAUCGUUCUCGUCAUCAUCGGUGACAUGUCCAAGUCUGUUUUUCCUGGCUUUACCCCGGACGGGCACAACCACUCGUCUGCCGAGGUCGUCCGAGAAGACCAGCGUGAUGAUAUGACGGAUAUGAACGAGUUUGAGCUGUCUCUGCGCAUGCUGGAGCCUUUACUACGGGCCCCUUACGAGCACAAAUACUACGGCGCGCUGUCGCAACUACAUCCCGCUAUGCAGCGGUCAUCUUUACAAGUCCCCGCUACAUUCAGCAAUGAAGAGUUCUUGGAGCUUAUCAACCCCGAAAAUUUCGGCUCCAGGCUGCUGUUGAUACACAUGUUCCUUGUCGACUAUGUCAUCGCCGCGAUAUGUCUGUCCCCAGAUAUGCCCAUCAAAUCCCCUCGGCGAAAACACGUCAUAAUCAAGUGGGCAAGAAACGCGACAUCGAGUAUACCCCAAGAAUAUAAGCGUUAUACAACGUGGAUCGACAGCUACUGCGACAAGUUGGAGCAGAGUAACGAUUGCCGACAUCUCUAUACCCCCUGA
Messenger RNA from Cordyceps fumosorosea ARSEF 2679, 1230 nucleotides. RefSeq names its product C6 transcription factor. Gene Ontology annotation, biological process: regulation of transcription by RNA polymerase II. Lineage: Eukaryota; Fungi; Ascomycota; Sordariomycetes; Hypocreales; Cordycipitaceae. Bases 1 to 1230 code for a protein of 409 amino acids. The record is from RefSeq and is a predicted model, not a curated record. Gene Ontology annotation, molecular function: DNA-binding transcription factor activity, RNA polymerase II-specific; zinc ion binding. The transcript has 3 exons.